This is a messenger RNA of Vicia villosa (hairy vetch), 1088 nucleotides long. Its product is annotated as probable E3 ubiquitin-protein ligase RHB1A. Gene Ontology annotation, molecular function: ubiquitin-protein transferase activity. NCBI's taxonomy places the organism in Eukaryota, Viridiplantae, Streptophyta, Magnoliopsida, Fabales, Fabaceae. The record is from RefSeq and is a predicted model, not a curated record. The coding region runs from base 321 to 896 and encodes 191 amino acids. The transcript has 5 exons.
AACGUUACAUUCUUCACCUGAGUGAAAAAACGCACUAAUAUUCGAGUUGACUUUUCUCCACUCUCAAAAGCCAACAAAACGACAAAACUAAUUAACGUUUCAUUCAUUCUUUUCAUAUUCACAACCCCUUUUCGUGAAACCCAAUUCACAUUUCCUCUUUCCCUAAACGGUACUCUUUUCUUUCUCUCUCAUUUUUCACUGCAAAGCAUAGAUGGUUAAACUCUGGUGGCUUUUGAUCCUCAUUUGAUUUUGAAUAAUUGAAGAGAAUGGGAGUGUUGCUGGUAGGUUUGAUUACAUAACUGAAAGGAACUGCUUCGAAAAUGGGAGGUUGCUGUUGUUCUGCUAGAAAAACUCAUCUGCAUGGAACUCCAGUGUAUUACUAUUGCCCACCGAUUUUAGAAGAGCGCGAUUCUUUAACCUCUAAUGAUGUUCCGACCGAUUCACUCACUGCUGGAUUACUGGUUGGAUUGAAUGUGGAAGAAUCCACACCUGAUACUUACCAGUCUCCUCCUGCACCACUGCCUUAUGAUACAGUCUUGGGAGGUCCAGCAUUGACGGACUCCGAGUCAGGCAGAGACACAGUUAGUGGUAGUAGUAUUAAAACUUUAAUUACAUGUGAAGAUAUUGAAGAAUCUGACCCUAAAGCUCAAGCUAAAUCUCCCCCAUUAUCUCCAAGCAAGGAAGAACUGUUAAAAUCAAAUAAACCUCAAGCACUGGUGAUAGAAGAAGAGGAUGGCUGUCCAAUCUGCCUUGAAGAAUAUGAUGUUGAGAAUCCGAAAACUCUAACAAAAUGUGAACACCACUUUCACUUGGCUUGCAUUCUUGAGUGGAUGGAAAGAAGUGACUCUUGUCCUAUAUGUGAUCAGGAAAUGAUAUUUGAUGAGGAACUUGACUAGUUUGGUCAUUUCAAAAGACAAUCUAGCUGAAUACUUGAAGAAUAACUGGUUUGAUGAUGGUAUUGAAUAUUGAUUUAAAAGGUUACUUUUAGUGGGCCAAAUUCAUUAUGUACACAAUCUGUGAGAAAGAUGCUACACCACAUUACAUGUCUCACUGACUACACUUACUCAUGUUGGAAUUUACCUUUCAUU